AUGCCUGACAGCGAGGGUGCAGCUUCCAUUCACGAUGAGCGUCCUUCUGAAGUUCCAGAGGGCGGCUCUCCACUCGGUGAAGCAGCUAUCACUUCAACGGCUAACGGCCAUUCCAAGGUGAAGAGACGACGGAUUCUUCAAAGGGAGAUAGACAAAUUCCGGCAGCAGAGUAUUGAAAACGCGAAACAAACUGUAAGCAGAAUAAAGGCGAGCGAAGUCGAGGUGAAGAGACGACGUGAACAGGAUGCUGAGACGAGGGCAAAAAGGGCUGAAGAUGUGAAGAAAUCUUUGGAGGAGGAGCGUCUUUUUCUACAAAAGGUGCGUGAAAGGGAGGAGCAACGCAAGGUUGCCCAGGUUAAACUCCUUCGGACAAGCACUCCGCCACGCGAAGAGGUUAGAAGACGUAUCGAGGAAGACCGCAGGAAAAACCGAGAGCGUGUACAAGCUGAGAGUGAGAAACUUCUGGCUGCUGCACGUGAGGAGGAGGAGAGGCGAAUGGAGAUGAUCCUUAAGAGGAAGCAAGAGGAGGAGGAGGCCCCACGGAAACAGCGAAAUGCUGAGCUGGAAAGGAAGGCAAAGGAGCUUGAGAACCUCAAGAAAUCGUUGGAAAGGGACCGCCAGGCUAUUCGGAAAGCACGUGAGGAGGAGGAGCGACGCAAAGCGCGGGAGGUGCGGAUACUUCGCAGGAUUGAAAAAGACUGGUGCGCGGAGGCUGUGAAAGAGUCUUUGGAGCAUCGGCGAAAGAUCAAAGAGCGUGUACAAGCUGAGAGUGAGAAACUUCUGGCUGCUGCACGUGAGGAGGAGGAGAGGCGAAUGGAGAUGAUCCUUAAGAGGAAGCAAGGUGAGGAGGAUGGCCCACGACGGGUGCAAGAGUCUGAGCUUGAGAAGCAAAGGAAGGCAAAGGAGCUUGAGAACCUCAAGAAAUCUUUGGAGGAGGAGCGUCUUUUUCUCAGAAAGAUGCGCGAAGAGGAGGAGCAACGCAAGGUUGCCCAGGUUAAACUCCUUCGGACAAGCACUCCGCCACGCGAAGAGGUUAGAAGACGCAUCGAGGAAGACCGCAGGAAAAACCGAGAGCGUGUACAAGCUGAGAGUGAGAAACUUCUGGCUGCUGCACGUGAGGAGGAGGAGAGGCGAAGGAAGAUGAUCCUUCAGAAAAAACAAGGGGAGGAGGAGGCCCCACGGAAACAGCGAAACGCUGAGCUGGAAAGGAAGGCAAAGGAGCUUGAGAACCUCAAGAAAUCGUUGGAAAGGGACCGCCAGGCUAUUCGGAAAGCACGUGAGGAGGAGGAGCAACGCAAGGUUGCCCAGGUUAAACUCCUUCGGACAAGCACUCCGCCACGCGAAGAGGUUAGAAGACGCAUCGAGGAAGACCGCAGGAAAAACCGAGAGCGUGUACAAGCUGAGAGUGAGAAACUUCUGGCUGCUGCACGUGAGGCAGAGGAGAGGCGAAUGGAGAUGAUCCUUAAGAGGAAGCAAGGUGAGGAGGAUGGCCCACGACGGGUGCAAGAGUCUGAGCUUGAGAAGCAAAGGAAGGCAAAGGAGCUUGAGAACCUCAAGAGGCGUCUGGAGAAGGAUCGUCUUGCCCUGCAGAAGAUUCGUAAGGAGGACGACAGCGUUGACGAGACCGCAUUGGCGGAGAAUGGAAUCGUGGAACUGCUUGAAGUCGCCCACGCUGUCGUCGAGGAAGGGGAAAAGGUUCUGCUGCAAAGAAAGCAUACCACCAGGGAGGCCAGCACGCCGAGGCGCAUGGAAGUGGAGAAGAAGAAAGCGAAGGCAGUGGAGGAUAUAAAGAAAGCCCUUGAGGAAGAGCGCUUGGCUCGGCAGAAGGAACGUGAGCAGGAGGUCCAACGCAAGGCGGAGCAGGUUCGACUGUUACGCGAGAAGAUGAAGCAGCGACGCGAGGACCUGCUGAGGGCGCAGGAGGAAAAAAGGAAAAAGGCAGCUGAGGGCAUUUGGGAGUUCGUGCCCGUUUCGUAG
Trypanosoma brucei brucei TREU927 is the source of this 1977-nucleotide messenger RNA. Its product is annotated as trichohyalin, putative. The transcript has a single exon. The record is from RefSeq and is a predicted model, not a curated record. Lineage: Eukaryota; Euglenozoa; Kinetoplastea; Trypanosomatida; Trypanosomatidae. Bases 1 to 1977 code for a protein of 658 amino acids.